Molecule: messenger RNA, 8090 nt
Organism: Ictalurus furcatus (blue catfish)
Lineage: Eukaryota; Metazoa; Chordata; Actinopteri; Siluriformes; Ictaluridae
Gene: rims1b
Product: regulating synaptic membrane exocytosis 1b
Exons: 31
Coding region: 67-4806 (1579 amino acids)
Biological process (GO): intracellular protein transport; regulation of membrane potential; positive regulation of synaptic transmission
Cellular component (GO): presynaptic membrane; cytoskeleton of presynaptic active zone
Molecular function (GO): small GTPase binding; transmembrane transporter binding
Source: RefSeq, a predicted model, not a curated record
UGGCCUGAGGCAAUACCGCCAGUAGGACACGCACCGGAGGGCGGGAGGGAGGGAGGCGGAAGAAACAUGGCCGCCUCGGUAGGGCCCCAGGGUGGCCCGCGGGCUUCCCUUCCGGCUUCUAUGCCUGACAUACCGGACUUGAGCCACCUCACGGAGGAGGAGAGGAAAGUAAUCCUGGCGGUGAUGGCGCGCCAGAAGGAGGAAGAGGAGAAGGAGCAAGCCAUGUUGAAGACGCUUCAUCAGCAAUUCGAGAGCUAUAAGGAGCAGGUAAGGCGGAUCGGGGCAGAGAACAAACGGCAACAAUCCAUCCACAAGGACGAUGCCCCGACCUGCGGGAUCUGCCGCAAGACCAAGUUUGCCGACGGCUGCGGGCACCUCUGCUCCUACUGCCAGACCAAGUUCUGUGCCCGCUGUGGUGGAAGAGUGUCUCUACGCUCCAACAAUGAGGAUAAAGUGUGUCUCAUAGGGAAGGACAGGGUGAUGUGGGUAUGCAACCUGUGCAGGAAGCAGCAGGAGAUCCUUACUAAAUCUGGAGAAUGGUUCUCAUCAGGGCCAAGAGGCAGGCCUCUGAGCGUGGCCGGCCCUGAGGCUGACCGGGACGGGAAGCUGCGUUCAAGGUCGCAGGUUACAGCCGGAGCUAACCUCGCUACUGCUAACGACACCCAACCAGCCACUGACCGGACCAAGGGAGCAGAGAUCAUGCCAGCCUCACGAGCUCGGAGCGAACCCCCACGAGAGAAGAAGAGGCCAGUGUCCCUACAUGAGCAGAAUGGCAAGGUCAUUGGCAGAGGUGAGAGGAGAGUGGUACCAGGCAGGCAGCCAGGUCAGGCUGCAGAAGAUCGUGUUCUAGGAGAAAGGCGAGAUAUCAGGCGUCUGGAGAAAGGCCAUUCGCAAGAAUAUGACCACCCUGGUGACACUGCCCACCCUGACCAGAGGCGGAGAAAAGAAGAAGAGGAGCGGGAAAGGCAGAGGCGCGAAGAGGAAUACCAAAAUCGCUACUGUAGUGAUCCCAACCUGGCCCGCUACCCGGUCAAACCUCAGAAAGAAGAACAAGAGAUGCGUAUGCAUGCCAAAGUGUCCAAAAUGCGACAAGAACGUCACCACAGUGACAUGGCCAUCAAUGAAGUAGGCCUGGCUCAAGAUGGUUGUGAGACCCCAGGCAGCCGACUAAGCAGGAGGGCGGUGGGCAAUGAAAACCGGAAAGCACUACUGGAAAACCAUCGGGCAUACUCUGUGGACAGGACCGUGGGGGGUAGUGCUGGUGGGGGGCCUGUUCCCCUCCAAAAACAGGGUCAUAGUGUUUCUCACAUGAGCCCCGGAGGCUCCCAAGACCUCAGGGAUGGACAAGAUUGGGGACUUAAAGGUUACUUGGAGCCUGGUUCAGCAGCAUUACUACACAAGACCAAGCGUGAGAAGGCUGCUGAAAGCUUCCGGAAAGAUUCUUCUCUCAGUUCAGACCAAUCAGAGUGUCUCCGACCACCUCCUCCCCGUGCUUACAGGCCCAAACGAGGCCUCAACAAGAGGCAGAUGUCCAUUAGCAGUUCAGAAGAGGAGGGAGGGUCCACACCCGAGUAUACUAGCUGUGAAGAUGUGGAGAUUGAGAGCAUCAGUGAAAAAGGUGACUGGGAUUGCCAUCCUCUAGACCCCACUAUAUGGCAUCAUCCUGUUACAUGGCAGCCAUCAAAAGAGGGAGAUCAUUUGAUCGGCCGCAUCACUCUGAGCAAGCGCUCGGCCGUGCCUCGAGAAGCUGGCUCUCUGCUCGGGCUGAAGGUGGUUGGCGGGAAAAUUACAGAGACUGGGAGACUUGGAGCGUUCAUCACCAAAGUAAAGAAAGGAAGUCUUGCAGAUGUUGUAGGCCAUUUACGAGCAGGUGACGAGGUGUUGCAGUGGAAUGGGAAGGCGUUGCCUGGAGCAACCGAGAAAGACGUGUACAACAUCAUCUUAGAGUCACAGUCUGCACCUCAAGUAGAAAUAGUCGUUUCAAGGCCAAUUGGAGACACACCAAGAAUUCCAGAGAAGUCACAUCCUCCUCUUGAAUCCACUGGUUCCAGUUCAAUAGAUGAGUCUCACAAGGUGGACCAUCCCUCCAUCUCCGUCAUGUCCCCCACCAGUCCGGGAAUGUUGAGAGAUCUGCCUCAGGACCUACCAGGCCAGCUUUCAGUGAAACUGUGGUACGACAAAGUGGGCCAUCAGCUUAUCGUCAACGUAUUACAAGCCAUAGACCUGCCUUCACGUCCAGACGGCCGACCGCGCAACCCUUACGUCAAAAUGUACUUCCUUCCUGAUCGGAGUGACAAGAGCAAGAGGAGGACGAAGACGGUGAAGAAGAGCUCGGAGCCAAGGUGGAACCAGACGUUCCUUUACUCACACGUUCACCGCAGGGACUUCAGAGAGCGCAUGCUGGAGAUCACCGUGUGGGACCAGCCGAGAGCGCAGGAGGAGGAGAGCGAGUUCCUCGGAGAGAUCCUGAUCGAGCUCGAAACCGCUCUGUUGGACGAUCAGCCGCACUGGUACAAGCUGCAGACCCAUGACGUGUCCUCUCUCCCUCUACCCCAACCCUCCCCGUACCUCCCCCGCAGACACGUUCACAACGACAGCCCCAGCAAGAAGUUACAGAGAUCUCAUCGCAUCAUUGAGACUGAUUAUGAUGAUGCUAUUACGGUAGUGUCUUCAGGUGGGUGGGAAGGGCCAGAGAGGAACUCCAGAGAGAGGGAGAGGUGCAGCACUCUGACGGUUCCCGAGAGGCAGGCAGCCAUUCAGCAUCGGUCUCGCUCCGUCUCCCCACACAGAGAGGACCAGUGCAGAGGACGUUCACGCCACACGCAUGUCCCCAUGCAGAGGAGUUUGGAUGAAAUUCGCCAGAAACGGCAUCAUUCUCAGUCACCCACUCACUACUAUAAUCCACAGCAGGAACACCGAUCUGGUGACUCAGACUAUGACUACUCAGAGGACAGUGAGGUCCUGGAGAUGCACAGAUCAAUCCGGGGUGGGAGCGCUGAGUGCCUGCACACAAACAGGAACUUAGCUAGACACUGUAAUACUUUGCCCCCAAAGAUGCCUUUGUUAGUGAAUGGCAUUCACAAAGACAUAUACAGUGAUCUUCAGCCGUCAUUGGACAGAGUGCGAAGUGCCAGUACGACCUGUUUGAGGCCUGAGAGCAGUUUCCGCUCCCCUGACAGGUACAGAGAAAUAAAAGGAAAAGAAGAAAAAAUGAAAGAUACUCUGCCAGUCUGUGAAAUAGUACUUGACAUAGUACAUACACUCUGGGUGCAAAAACUGAGGUGGCUUAAUGUUUUGUACCAACAGCAUCUCAUUAGUCUUGCUUGCUUUUUUUGCUCUCUCACAUGUUUUUAUUUUCUGGGUUUCUUUUCUCGGUACUUCAUCCUUUCUGUCAUUCCUGCAUUCAGGAUCCAGCCCACCUCCAUCCUGCGGGGCAGCAGGUGGAGGAGAGAUGGCCCAAUCCAGUCCUUUGGGCACUCCAGCCAGGACAGAGUACAUCUGCAUGGUGGACGUAACUCCCCUACAGAGUCUCCCUUGUCAGUGCGCAGGGGAAGACAGCUCCCACAACUUCCUGCUAAGAGCAGCAGUAUAGAGCAAGCUUUGGCAGUAGAAGAGCGAGCUCGGCAGUUGAGUCAGGUGCGGGUUCCAUCAUAUCGGCCCGGCUCGUCUGCCAGCUCAGGCCAUGAACAAGACAUGGAUCUGAAGAACAAGAGAGAUAUGUACAAGAGGAGCUGUGAUAACAUGUCGGCGAGGUCAUCGGACAGUGACGUAAGCGAUGUGUCAGCUAUCUCGCGAGCCAGCAGUGCCUCUCGUCUCAGCAGCGCAAGCUACAUGUCUGUCCAAUCAGAGAGGCCACACGGACGGAUCAGUCGGCAGGUUCGGGCCUCGGCGGGCCGCAACAUGUUAAAGAGCACAAGUGUAAGCGGCGACAUCAACACUCCGGAGCGUACGGAUGGCAGCCAGUCAGAUACGGCGCUCGGCACAGUGGGCAGCAGCAGCAGCAAGAAGCGGCGCGCCAGCCUCAAUGCCCGCUUUGUAGCCAUCGUGGGCAACAGGCGCAGCCGCAGCACCUCCCAAAUCAGCCAGACAGAGGCAUCCAAUAAAAAGUCAAAGGGAGGUGGGACGAUACAGAGGAGCCAGGAGACAGGCAUGGCCGUCGAGCUGCAGCGCAACAUGAGUCGACAGCCGAGUCGCGAGAGCAACAACGGCAGUAUGGCCAGCUACAACUCCGAAGGAAGUCCGAUUUUCCCAGCCGUGCGGGUGGAGACUCAGUUCAGUGACUUCCUGGAUGGACUGGGUCCUGCCCAACUUGUGGGCCGACAAACUCUGGCCACUCCUGCUAUUGGAGACAUUCAAAUUGGCAUGGUGAACAAGAAGGGAAAGCUGGAGGUGGAGGUGAUCCGAGCCCGUGGCCUCAUUCAAAAACCAGGAUCCAAAUCUCUCCCAGCUCCGUAUGUCAAGGUUUACCUGCUGGAAAACGGGGCAUAUGUGGCUAAGAAGAAAACAAAAAUUGCACGGAAAACACUGGACCCGCUGUACCAGCAGACCCUGCAGUUUGAAGAGAGUCCACAGGGGAAAGUGUUGCAGGUCAUUGUCUGGGGAGAUUAUGGGCGAAUGGACCACAAAUCCUUCAUGGGAGUAGCACAAAUCCUACUGGAGGAGCUGGACCUGGCCAGCAACGUGAUUGGCUGGUACAAACUGUUUCCGCCCUCCUCCUUAGUAGACCCUACGCUAGCGUCGCUGACAAGGCGAGCUUCCCAGUCGUCUCUGGACAGUUCUUCAGGACCUGGUGGGGUUCGAUCCUAGUGCACUAAUUUACAAAGCACACUCCACACUCCAGAGAAUCAACCGAGAACAUGACAGGACCACAAUCAGAGGCAGAGCAAAAAAAUGCGAUGAACAAAAGACAAAGCUUUGACGAAAAAUGACAAUCACUCCUGUCGAUUACGUUGGGUUCGUAUUGUUUAUUCACCCCCCGUCCCCGUCCCGCCCCCCCCCCCAACCCCCCCACCGUUGUGCGUUUGUGCGAAAUAUGGCCUCUACAUUCUGCCGAUUUUGUUUGUCAGUGACGAAAUCGUUUCAGCCACAAAUUAGUUACGGCUGUGGAGCUACAAUACAGUAUAAUAGCAACUUGGAGUAACUAAAGCAGGGUGAUUUUCAAUUGUUGUUAAAGAAAUGUACAUUUAACAGAGCAGCAGAAUGUAUUGACCUAGAAACACAAUGAUGACCUCUGACCAAGAGAUUGUGGGGUCUGUAUAGAGAUUCCUGUAUAGACAAAGGUUGAAAGUCAAACGGUUCUGACCUUGAAAGAAGCAGGGCCAUUCCAAAAGGGAUUUUUUGGUGCCUAAACAUCGAGGACCCCGGGCUACGGUCCAAUAUCUGUAGAAACGUUACUGUUUUCAGGAUGUUUACCACAACUGAUGGAGGCUACAUUCUCCUCAAUGUUUCCUCUUUGUUUAUUCUUUCAGCUGAUUCUUUUUCAUACCUCUAAUACACAAGUUAUGAGGUUUGUGUUGUCUACAAAUGUACUGUGUGCAUGGUGAUAAUGCUGAGAAUGAGACAAAAAAAAAAAACAGGAUUUGAGAAAAAGUGUUUCCAAAAACAUUUACAACAAUUCAUUGCAUUCUCAUACAAUUUCUAUUCACACAUAAUAGUUUUCCAUAUGCUUUCACACCUUUAACCCUUCCUGAUGGUCUAGGAGUGUACGCUAAUGCUUCAGUUGCAGACUUCUGAAAUGCCACAUUGACCAAAGAUUCACAGUUCUAAAUGUCAAGAGGACCAAAAAGGCGUACUUGCGAUUCAAAAGAAAGACAUUCACCAAAAAAUACAAACAUGGCUAAUAGAAAAGGAAAAGCAGAAAAGGACCAGCACAGUUUUAUUUGUUUUAUUUAUAAAUGGUCACCACUGGCUUUCAUUUCUAUUAGCAAAGUUGCUAGUUUUGGUUAAGGUACUCCUUGGUUUCAUUACUUAAAGUUCUACUUUAUCGUCAUCGUCAGACUGAAAGGGCCAUUCUUCCAACAAAAGAUCAUUGGUGCCAUUUACACCUUGCAUUAACGUUUCAUCCAUUUUGUUCCAAUUUGAUUUCUCCACAGUAAAAUGCAAAUAACAGCUAGCUACAAGGGCAGUGGUGGCUCAUUUACUAAGGCUUUGGGCUACUGGUCAGAGUUCAAAUCCCUACACCAAGCUGCCACUUUUGGGUAUCCUGCAUCAACUGUACAUUGCCAAGCCAAACAUCAGCCAAAUGAGUAAAUGUAAACAGCGAGGAAUUAUCUAGCUGCCGAUAUGACUGCUUUUUUUAGUGACUGUAAAUGUUUUGUGGUAACUGCUAGCAUAUUCGUAAUGUUGGCUAAUACAGUUGACAAAAAUCUGCCAAAUUGUGUAGUAACACAACCUUGCACCGAUGUAUAAUGAUACAAAACAUCACAACGGGAAGAUCUUCAAUGGUAACGCUAGUCUGCACGUUAACAUGAACUAAUAUGACAGGAUUUCUAAGAGAUUUGUUUUAAGUGCCCAUGAAAUGGCUUGAUGUAGUUAUGUUGUAGUUUUGUAACAGGAAGCAUGUCAAAAGGCUUGACUAAAUUCAACAACAAACAAAUAGCAUUCAAAGUCAAACUUAAACAUGCAGCCAAGAGUUAAAAGGGAAUUUUCAGAUGUGUAGAACGUCUCACUGCCACUUUGCCCAUUGCAACUUUGUUGUCACAUAUAACUCAUAUCUCUUCAACACACAAUAGACAGAAGCUGCACAACCAAUGCUACAUAAACUCCCAUAGUUAUAGCGUAUGUAGAGUGAUAAACGCGGUUUGUGUACGGAAAUGGGACUACUAUCAGAUGCAGAUUGGACAUUUGGGACAUUUGUCACCAAAUGAUAAACAGUCAAAUUCAAUUGAAAUCCACAGAACACAUUUUUGGUUUAUUUUCUCGACAUAUACUCUAUGCUGGCUAAUUUGCGUCCACGAUGCCAAGAGACUUGCACAGAAAGAUCUAAAGCACCAAUUCUGAAAUGUUGCUUUAAUGGUCAGUUUAAGGUGCAUAGAUAGUUUGCACAGUACACUUUAAAUGGCGUUACAAUAAAAUGAAAAAGAAAGCACCUCAGAAAAAUAGAGACAAUGUGUUUUCUACUGGCUUCAGGAUUGAGAGUCAUCCAUUUUUCUUUUGUUUUUGGUUUGGAAUAAUUUGAUGACCCUUGUUGUAUUUGCAUUCUAUGUACUUUCUCUUUAUUUGGCAACCUGAAAUCCAAUCAUAAUAAACCAUAAUAAAUCAUAAUGCCAGGUAAAUGAUAUUAACUUUACGAUGUCAACUUUCUGGGCCACAAUCACUUUCUGACAGCAAUGGCUGCAAAAGCUAGGGAUGCAUCAGACCGAGUAUGAAUACGUGUGCAUAUUUUUUGGUACUCAUCAAUACCAGUACUGAUACUGUUACUGAAAAUAUUAACCAACUUAGUAAUUAAGCAAUCAGGGUUUAAUGGUACAUUUUAUCUAGCUCUGUUUAUGUUGGUUGUUGCUGUGUGCAGCUAGCAUGGAAGUCCUCAUGUUUUUUUUUUUUGUUUUUUUUUUUUUUUUAAAUAUUUCACCAUUUAAACUGUAUGUUUCGUGAGCAGAGCAGUAUCAGCAAACAUGGUUGAUAAAUAUGAACACUCUCUAUGAAAGAUACUGUUUAAAGAUAUUUGAACACAUUAAUCAUAUUGUAGAAAGAUGCCUUAGUCAGGCGUCUUCAUAUUUUCAUAUUAAUGUCAUCAUUAUUCGUGAAAUACGUCCAGAUCGAUGCCAUUUCAUUCAUUAUCACUAUGUUUACGUCACAUACUGUAACGUGGUAUUGGAUGUUGGUGUCAGAGCGUUUUGUUUGAGUACGUCAAGCCGAUACUCGUAUUAGUAUUGAUGCAUCACUAGCAAACUCGAUCAUGUUUGGAUCAUUAAAAAAAAAAUUAAUGCAAGGUAUAAAUGGGGCCUUUUGUCUGGAUGUGAGCAUUAAUUUUCAUAUACUGUUACAAAAAGGACACGAUAUUAUAUAAUACUAUAUAUUAUUUAUAUGAUCUCCAGAAAUCUUGGACCAGACUUGGUGAAUUUUGUAAGAUGGUGCAAUAUACUGUAUAA